UUUCGUUUUCCGAAGUGAGUGUUUUUGUGCGCGGUGGAAAAGGAAGGUGUUUGUAUGAGGCUGUUUCUCUUCCAGCCUUGCUUUAAACUAAGAAGUUCAAGUGUACCUUGAGUGGGAAAAGCAUUCAAUUGUGCUGAACUUGUGGCACGAUUCAAAGACUCUGCACCCUUUUGAAUUUCGUAGCUAUAUCUUCGAUCUUCACGACGAACACAGUGGGAUUUGUAAUAUUCUCGAACACGAAACUUCGAUCUUAACAGCGUCACUGGGUUCCCAUGAAGAUUUAGUUCGUGUCAAGAAUCCCAACUGCUUUUAAGUCAGCGUUGAACGUUAAGCUGGACUUUAUUUCAACGAUCCUUGUCAGUUCGCUCAGUUUCCUUUCAACGAAUAUUUUCCCAUAUCGCCAUGUCUGAAUCGGGAAGUUUCACUCCCUCUCAGGUAAUGAGUAGUUCACAGUCUAGCAGCGAAGGCAGCAGUAUUGGCGGCUUUGUUGUGGUGGACAAAUGCAAUGAACAUUUUCAACACUCGGACAGCUGCGAGGAUGGAAAGACAAGUGAGAUUCCUGCCAAAAGUGAAAGCUUGGCUCAUGCCGGAAGUACAGCAGAACCUCAAGGUGAACUCGUGGAACGAGUACAGAAUCUUGCUAAGGAAAAUGAAGAAUUGAAAGGGGUCCUUCGUCAAAACAGUAAACUUCUUGAGGAGUAUUUUCAAGAUCUGGCAAGCAUGCAGAAAAACCAAAAGCAGGCCAGUGAAUCUUUACGAAAAGGGUAUGAUCAUGCUAAAGAGGUGGUGAAGAAACUCCGAGAGAAGAAUUGCACACUGAAAACUGAGCUGAAGAAUGAGCAAAACAAAAAUUUGCAACUUGAGGAGCUACUGUCAAAACUAAAGGAUGCGAAGCUGAAUGAGCCAUCUCUCCGUCAUGGCAAUGCUGCUCGAGAAGAUCAAGGCAAUCCUGUUCAAGUAAAAUCUCUUGAAGAAGAAAUCAAGAGAUUGGAAUCUGAAAAAGAUACUCUGGAACUGAACAACAGCAAACUGCAGGAGCAUAUUUCCUGUUUAAAAGCAAUGCGGGAAGCUGAGCAACACACUGAAAAUGAUGACUGUGAAACUCUGAUUUCGCUGGAUUCUCUAACAUCUGACAUUCAGACAAGUCCUGAAGAAUUGCAAUCUGAGAACUACAGGAAGCUAGAAACAGAAAAAGAAAUACUGAAAGUGGAUUUGGACAAGCUCAAAAUUGAGAACGAGCAAAAGCAACAGCAGUACAAUCAACUUGAAGAGGAACAUGACACUCUUUUGAAGAAACUUGCCGAUAUCGAGCAAAGGCAGAUGAUAGAGUUGGAAGAAAUUAAGCCAGAGAUAACUGACACUCAAGCUUCUGUGGCAGUUUCAGAACAGGUCACUGCACUAUGCCAACAGCUUCAAGUACAAACAGAGGCACUGAGCAAUCUACAGGAGGAUCUUGAUGCUGUAAGACAAGAAAAUGAGAUGCUCAAGAAGAAGGCUGAAGACCGCGAGAAAGGAAAGGAAACCACUGAGAAUAAUCAGGACAUUGAAACAAUGAAACAGCAGCUCCAAGCCUACCAGGAGAAGGAGCGAGAGAAUCAGGACGCUGCUGAUAAACAGGAAGCUCAUCAAACAGAAUUGAUGAAGGAAAUUGCCGAGCUAAAACAACAGCUUGAAACUGAGAGAGAGGAUGUUGGAAAGCUAAGGGAAGAUGUUAACAACUUGACACAUGAGAGGGAUAUCUGCAAAAGAAAGAUUGAAGAAAUGGAGAUGCAACCAGAGGAGAGUAAGGGAAGUGACAAUGAGUCAUUUGGAGAAUCAGGAGACGCACCACACAAGGAUGAAUUAAUUGCAAAACUAAAGAAACAUGUCUGGAUCUACCAGAAUCGAGAGGGAGAUCUUCUGAACAGAGAGAAUGCUGUUCUUGAGAAGGAAAAUAAACAUAAGCAACUCCUUGAGGAGAAGAAGACACUUGAACUUCAACUGGCAAAAGCUCUAAAGGAAAAGGACACACUUCUGGAAGAAGGAAGAAAGCAAGAAGAACAGACACAGACACUGCAAAGACAGCUAAGCAGUGUGUCAGAUGAACUCAAUGAGACACACGGACAUGAGGUUAAUCAGUUGAAGGAGGAGUUACAACUCAAAGAUGCAGCAAUGGCAAAAGUUUUAAAUAAUGCCGAGCAGCUGAAAGUUAAUGUGACCAAGCUCAUGGAGACGAAGGAAAACUUGCUUGCAGAAUGCCAGAAGCUGAAGGAAGAUUGCUCUCAAAAAGAAGAGGAGGUAGAGUCCCUAAAGAAACAACUAAGCGAUGUGUCCAAUGAAAUGAAUGAAACUCGUGAACGUGAAGUUAACGAGUUGAAAGAGGAAUUAGCAAGAAAAGGCGAAGCACUAUCAACUGCUGAGGUGACCAUGGAGUCGCUGAAGGUUCAGGUGACACAACUCAUUCAGGAGAAUCAGUCUCUUGCAGCAGAAAGAGAAAGGAUAAUGGACGAUUACACACAACAGGAAAAUAUGUAUCAAGAUCAUCUUCACAAGAUUACUGAAGACAGUGAAAGUCAAAGGACUAAAAGAGAUGAAAUUAUCAAGACUCUUAGAAAGCAAGUGACGGCAAUGGAAGUGGAGUUACAGAGGACACGAGUACAGCUAGAGGCUGACAGCACGGUACAUCGGCAACUUCAGGAGGAAUAUGAACGCGUUCUUACGGAAAAGGAACAAUUGUUGGAGGAAUAUCAAACCAGUAGAGACGAAAACAAGCAUCGCGUGAGAGAGUUGGAAGAUUCAGAGAAUCACAGAAGAAAGUUAAAAGAAGACCUUCAGCUUAAAGACGAUGACUUAGGAGACUUGCGACAAAAACUGUUUGACUUAGAAAAACAACAAGAGGAGGAGCUUCGUAUCCGUGAAGCUCAAAUGGAACUCUACCGAUCAGAUUUUCAAGUUGAGCGUGAAGCUAGAGAGAAGCAACACGAGCAAAUUUUGCGUCUUCAAGUGGACAACCAACGCUAUCAGGAAGAGAUUGAUCAACUUGGCAACAGAGGAAUAACCGAGAUGCAACGAAGGCAUGGCAGUUUCGUUCCAGAACCUCGCGACAUCCAACAACAACAACACGAGCAAUCCAGGGGAUGGUUUGACGGGUUGUUGCCGAUGUUUUCCCGUGGACCUGAGGACCCGUCAGCAUUCCCGAAUCUCGAGGGCACAAUGGGAAACUAUGACCGGGCGCAAAUGGGCGGUGAUCAACGAGAACAGUUCCCUCGUGCCAACGAGGAGGACUGGCAAUGCCCAACUUGCCGUGGAGUGUUUCCUGAUUUCGACUCUCUUCAGAUACAUGCUGUGGGAUGUAAUGGAGCCCAGGUCCACCCCGCCCCCGCCGACGUAGAGAACCAGUGCCCAAGUUGCUUAGGGACAUUCCCAGAUUAUGACACCUUGGCAAUCCAUGUUGAGGAGUGCUUAGAUCAGCAUCAGGGAAAUUGAUCCAGAACUGAUGAGAAAGGAGUCUUUCUAUCGCCGAUAACUACUAUUUCAAGAGUUUCUGGGUGAAAUUUUCCUGACGAGUUAAAGCUAGUGAGCAGAUCCUUCAUGAAGUAGUUUGUUUUUAUAACUUUGCUCCUAGAGAAAUUUAAGAACACUUUUUUUCAAAACUAUGUGUUGAAAAAAAAAAUUAAUUGAUAAAUGGCGAAGCCUUCACGACUAGAACUAGGACCUUCAAAGCUACACUGCACAGAGACAUUUGUGGAAUGCGACAGUUAUAUAUCUUAUGUAAUCCUAAUUUGCUACCAGCAUCUAUAAUAGCUGAGCUUCGAGCAGUUUGUUCCUAAUUACGUUUUUCAUUACAAAGUGACUGUAGACAUAUUAAGUAGCUUAUUAGUUGUAAUGUUGCCGUUAUGUUGUUUUGUGCUAGUUAUAAAGAUACUUUUAGUCAAGAGUCGGUCUCGAUGAACUCUGGGCCCGCGAUUUGGGCCAAAGAAUUUGCUAAGCAACGUGGCGUCAAUUUUAGUCAUUUUAACUCUUGUGACAAACGUGCAUAUACCACGCAUGGCUUUUAUCAUCAUAUUUUUUUGUCGAAAUGUUUAGAAGGUAAGGUGGUUUACACCUCAAUCCUCCGUAGGAAAAAAGAUGGCGGCUGUUCAUUUUACCACAAUACCAUGCGAACCUUCCACAGCCCAUAAAGUACAAGGAAAGCCACACUUUCGCAAUACAUGUCCCUGUGCUGACGACAUAGUGUAUGCUAGGUUUGAAGCAGAUGUUGGGACUUCGCUAUGUGCGCUAAGAAUUGUGAGUUAAAGUACUAGUCGCCAUCUUUUUUCCUACAGAGGAUUGAGGUUUCCACGUCAUUGUUAAACCGCCACAGGUUUUGAAGGUCAACAGAAUUAGUUCUUCACCGAGCAAUUAGCUAUAAUUGGACGCAUAUUACAGGCUUUUUUUUAUGAGUAUAUACCCAGCGAACAGGGUCUCCUUCGCAGGAUAAUGAGCAUAUUACGCCAGGCAGAAUUUGGUAACCUACGAGAAGAACUUUUGAGGUGAAUUCGUGAACAAGACUUCCUUAACCUUAUACCUUUGGCUUUGAAGUAUACUGACCCAGUAGCUUAGUGGGCACGUUAAUGCUGAAUAAGAGAAAGUAGAGUUACGAUAGUAUUAAUAUGUAGAAAAACUUAUAUCGACAAUGUUGUUUCCGUUGCACCACGCGAAAAUCUUUGAUGUCUCUCUUGGUUUCUCAAACUUAUUGGACAAUCAAAUCCAUCGCAGUGAAGAGACGCCGAGAAGUUGCGGAAAAUGAAUCAUACCAUUUGACACAAUGCUUUUCGAUAUAAAGUUGCCUUGUUUCCCUAAAUGUAUAGAGAUAUUAUUGUAUAUUGUCAUACUCUCCUUAUAUUAUUCGAAGCGGCCAAUUUUGGUCGCAUAUUAAUGACCACUAGAGGUAUUAAAAUGUGGUGAUUGAAAAGUGA
Molecule: messenger RNA, 4937 nt
Organism: Orbicella faveolata
Lineage: Eukaryota; Metazoa; Cnidaria; Anthozoa; Scleractinia; Merulinidae
Biological process (GO): regulation of canonical NF-kappaB signal transduction
Cellular component (GO): cytoplasm; nucleus
Molecular function (GO): K63-linked polyubiquitin modification-dependent protein binding
Source: RefSeq, a predicted model, not a curated record